AUGGAAGCACUAUACCGGCAAACUAGUGCAUUAGUUCAUGAAACAGAAGAAUGCUUUCAAAAUCUGGAAAAACAGAAAGGUACAAACACAGAUUCUAUUGAAGCAGAAAUUCAGGCCAGAAUAGAUACCAUAAUUAGUAACUGUGAAAAGUUAGAUAUCUUGGUACAUAAGGAGCCCUUCAGUAGAAGGCAAAAUGCUAAGCUUAGCAUUGACCAACUGAAAUAUGAUACCAGGCAUUUACAGGCUGCUCUUCGUAUGUUUCAACAUGAAGUUUAUAAGAGAAGACAAGAAGAAAAGGAAAGAGAAGAAUUACUAACUCGAAGGUUUACCACAAAUGCUAUAUCUGAACGUGAUACAGCCAUUUUGAUAGAUCAUUCUUUGCAGCAUAAUUUAUCUCUUCAGAAUGCACAAAGAGGUGUUGAUGAUAUGCUUCUCUCAGGAACUAAUAUUUUAGAAAAUAUGCGUGAGCAGCGCAAUACUUUAAAAGGAGCCCACAGGCGAAUGAUGGAUAUUGCAAACACUCUUGGACUUUCCAAUACAACAAUGCGUCUUAUUGAAAAACGAGCUUUUGAAGAUAAAUACAUUUUAUUUGGAGGAAUGUUCAUUACGGUUGUAAUUAUAGUUCUUCUUAUUGUAUAUUUUACAUAA
Molecule: messenger RNA, 648 nt
Organism: Nezara viridula (southern green stink bug)
Lineage: Eukaryota; Metazoa; Arthropoda; Insecta; Hemiptera; Pentatomidae
Source: the annotation of a GenBank genome assembly